Molecule: messenger RNA, 4074 nt
Organism: Python bivittatus (Burmese python)
Lineage: Eukaryota; Metazoa; Chordata; Lepidosauria; Squamata; Pythonidae
Gene: PTGER4
Product: prostaglandin E receptor 4
Biological process (GO): negative regulation of inflammatory response; inflammatory response; cellular response to prostaglandin E stimulus
Cellular component (GO): plasma membrane
Molecular function (GO): prostaglandin E receptor activity
Source: RefSeq, a predicted model, not a curated record
CAGGCUCCUCGCUGGGAGAAGCACAUGGUUAGAGCAGGGGGAGUUGCUGAGUCGGGGCAUCCGCCGUCCGCGCGGCGUCCUCCGCAUCCCCGGGUGAUCGCUUGGUACCCCGAUUCCCCAGCUCCUCUCUGAUGGGGAGUCUCGAGUGAGAUGUAUCGCUCUGGCUUCCGCUGCCAACGCCACCACGCCGUGAUCGGACCGCCGGGGAGGACUGAAAAGGUAGCCGCGGAGUCUCCGCCAGUGCCUCCAGCAACCCAGAGGAACGGGGAGCGGCGGCUCGGAGCGCUUUCCGAAACGCGCCGGCGAUCGGGUCCACGAAACUUUCGAAUCGGGGUCGCUUGGCGAAGCCCUCGGAAGUGGUGUAUGCGACGCUGCCCUGGAAUCUGAAAAACGAGGAAAAACAGCUGGUUUUACUAGAAGAGGGGUGGGAAGCCCCACUGUGACAAAACAGGACCGAUUUUUAAAGUGACAACUCAAGAUUAGAAGGGGAAAACCCCCCAAGAAUCAGGCAAGAAAGCCACCCUCAAGUCUGUAUCUGCCUGACCUGCAGAAUUAUAUUUGGGAGUUGGGGGGUAUUGUCUCCCCACUUUUCUGAAAUAAGAAUAACCCCCAGGCUCACCUUGUUCCCACUCCCACUUCUCUUCUCCCUCUCAAAUGCAAUUUUUUUCUUUCCCUUAUGUUUGGCAUCUCCUUCUUGUCCCCCUCCACCUUUGAACUGAACUUUCGCACCCUUGACCGCUGUGGUUUAUCCACUUCCACACUUUUCUGCCUGGCCUUCUCUGGGGCUGCCACCGCAUUCAGCCCCACCAUGCUCUCCAACACCACCAACAGCUCCUCUAGCGGGAUCGUCGGACUGGCUGAGAGCAGCAAGCCCCUGACCAUCCCCAUGGUCAUGUUCAUUUUUGGGGUAGUGGGAAACCUCACGGCCAUUGUGGUUCUUUGCAAGUCCAGGAAAGAGCAGAAGGAGACCACGUUCUACACACUGGUCUGUGGAUUGGCUGUCACCGACCUCUUGGGGACUUGCCUGGUCAGCCCAGUUACUAUUGCUACAUAUCUGAAGAACGAAUGGCCUGGUGGGCAACCAUUGUGUGAAUACAGCAGCUUCAUCCUCCUCUUCUUUGGUCUGUCUGGACUCAGCAUCAUCUGUGCCAUGUCCAUAGAGAGGUACCUGGCCAUCAACCAUGCCUACUUUUACAACCAUUACGUGGAUAAGAAACUGGCAGCACUCACUCUUUUUGCUAUCUACGUUUCUAAUGUCCUCUUCUGUGCCAUGCCAAGCAUGGGUUUGGGGAAGACAAAACUCCAGUACCCAAACACAUGGUGCUUCAUAGACUGGCAGACUAACAUGUCCACCCAUGCUGCUUUCUCGUACAUGUAUGCUGGCUUCAGCUCCUUCCUCAUUAUGGUCACUGUGGUUUCCAACAUCUUGGUGUGCAUGGCCCUGAUCCGCAUGCACCGACAAUUCAUGCGGCGCACCUCCCUGGGAACAGACAACGCCACUAGCCGCUUGUCAGACUUUCGCCGGCGCAGGAGCUUCCGACGCAUGGCUGGAGCAGAGAUCCAAAUGGUCAUCUUGCUCAUUGCCACUUCCCUGGUCGUAGUAAUUUGCUCCAUUCCUCUAGUGGUGCGUGUCUUUGUGAAUCAGCUGUACCGUCCGGAUAUAGUAAAAGACAUCCAGCAGAACCCAGACUUGCAAGCGAUCCGUAUAGCUUCGGUGAACCCCAUCCUUGAUCCAUGGGUGUACAUUCUGCUGCGCAAGACGGUGUUGAGCAAAGCCAUUGAGAAGGUCAAGUGUCUUUUCUGCCGCAUUGGUGGGGCUCGCCGGCAGCACUCAGGAAACAACUGCAACUGGGCAGAUGGCCACAGGACCUCCUCUGUCACAGCCAGCCAUUCACCCUCCUUCAUCUCUCGUGAGUUGAGGGAGAUCAGUAGCACUUCACAGACUCUGCUAUACCCCCUGGAGUCAAGUGAAGGGACGGUUGGGGACCGUAUGCUGUUACCAGGAACCAGCAGCUGUCUUGCCAAGUCAGAUAUUCCAUCUAUAAGGACCUUAAGGAGUUCAAACACCUCAGAGUCUUCUCAGGGGCAGGACUGUGAGAAUACUUUUUUGGUGAAUGAGCUAAGGCCUAGUGGUGUAGUUAGUAGCACUCCAAAGGGCAGCUCCCUUCAAGUCACUUUUCCCAGUGAAACUCUGGACUUCUCAGAGAAGUGUAUAUAAGCAGUAGAAAGAAUUAAGACACAGUUGGUCCUUAAGAAGUCAAGUGGGGAACUGGUACAAUGGACAUGCCAAAUGCCCAUCUUUGCCACCCAUUCUGUUGGCCUAUUCUGGCUAAGGCACAUACCUGAAGCUUAAUUGGCUUUUCCUACCCCAGGCUUGGGGAGCAAAUAGCCAUUUAGGGCAAGAUGGACUGGAAAUGUGCAUCGGGUGGGAGCCCAUGUGGAAUGUUGAACUAGUCGCCAUCAGAGUUAAGCACCUUGACUUGCAGCAGUCACAUCUCUCUCAACAUUGGUUGUAAGGAAAGAUGCAGCUGCUGGAUCUUUCCUGUUAUGUGAUAAGCACAGGCUUUUGCAAGGAAUGACUCAUCUUCUGCCAUCAAACCCUGCUAAAGUAACAGAGGAAUGUAAUGGUGUCUGAAGCACAGGUUGCUGCCUGUUGCCUUACCUUGCCCUGGGAGAUAGGACUGUCUCCACAAAGUCUGUGUUGAAAAGAGUCACCAAUCUUCUCCAUCUGUACAUGACUGAAGCAUACUUAUUCCACUUCAACCCACCCUUCAUAGCUUAGAGAGAAUUAAGUACAAGAUAGUUGCUAAUGGAGGAACAAACUGGUCCAGUUGAUAUGGAACUGAAAAUCUCUUCUAUGGUGUGAAAAAAAUGUGAAUUUUUCUGGCUGAAAUAUUGUGACUGACUAUAUUUAAGGAUUCUAUAUUCUUCUCUGUGAGAAGGUUUAUUAUUAAUACAAAGUAUAAAAAAAAGUAAUAUGGUCAGCACUCCUUUCUUAAUGUCUGCUGUUAGAUAAUUUUGCAUUAGAUUUAUUUUUUGAAAUUUGCAGACUCAACAGGCCAAAAUAGAGCUGAUUCAUGAGAUGAGAAUUGAGGAAUCUGGAAUUACAUGGGAACAUGUUUUGAUACCACUAUGGGAAUAAUAAAAGCUUUUAUGUUUUUAAAAUGUUUCUCAUAUUGUCUAAAGUCUCCUUUGAGUCAACCUUGACUCUUUGUGACUCCAUGGACACAGCUAUGGAACUGCACAUCCUUAAAAAAAAAAUAAAAAAAAAUAUGUGCUGUGAAUUUCUCUUUGAAAAGUGGUGGAUCCUAGCUAAUAAUGCAAUUCUGUUAAUGUCUGGUAUGGAUGGAUGGCCCACUGAGGCUUUACUCAGAAGUACAUCCCACAAUAUCAAUUCUUGCUCAUUCAAGCACUUCUUCACAUGCGUACAAGAUCAAGGUCCAAAACAUACAUCCCUAGCCAACAUCCUCUUUGCCUAAUCCUAAAUGUGUUUGCUCAGAAGUAUUUCAGAAUUCAGUGCAAGAAAGCAUCUUAAUCUGUGGGCUACUUAAUGUAAUCAGUGUUUUCCCCAUAGUGCUUAUGCCCAACCAGGAUUGAGGAAGGCCACCAGCGUCUUAAUGGAAAGUGUUUAUAUCCAGCCACUGCUGUUUGUGUACUUAUGGCAGCCCCCAAAAGGUCCACAGCAAAUGUUACGCAUAUGCAAAUGAGCACCACAUCAAUCUCUGCAUUAUCAGUGACCAUGUAAGAGUUGGCAGCUGUACAGUACACGGCACUACCACUCUUGAAAACAUCCUGUUGAAAGGUUUUGACUUCGGAGGUGCUUAUCUUGUAUACAUUCCACUCUAUGUAAAUGGAGAUACGGUUGCCAAAUGCUUACAUGAGCAAUAUUUUUCCAUUCUUCCUUGUUAAGGUUAUAGUUUACAUCAGCCUUCCCCAGUCUGUAUUGGAGUGAAUUUGCAAACAACUAGCCUAGAAUUUGCAAACAACUAGCCUUGUUGGAAUUCUGGAGGUCAUACAUCCAAGGUAUCUGGAGGGUGGGACCAUUCUAUAAGAAAUUGAGAAGCACAGGAAAUG